AUGCAUAAGAUUUCCAACUUCACCGGCCAGGCUCGCCAUGGCUGGGAACGCAUGACGCCCACCUUUGGCAUGUCACGGCCUCAGCAGGAUGCUCCCAACUCGCAGCAGUACCGCCGUCCCCAGGGCGGCCCCGGCCAGCCACCUCCACAGCAGCCGCAUCACCAGCAACACCCCUCCCAGCAGCAUCAGCAGCAGCUACCUCUUCAGCAGCAGCAGUCGCAGCAACAACAACAACCGCAACACUCACAGCAUCACCCACCAUCACAAUCUGCCUCUCCGAAUCCUACCAGCGGUGCCAGCACCCCCGCCGGAACGGUCAUCUCUGCUGCUCCUUCCGUUGAACCGCAGCUGAUCAACAUCUCUUUUAACAUCCCAUUCUCCUCAAACCUGCCUGGCCCGGAUCCCGCAGACAUCCUGCAUUCGUCUCCAAACGCCUUCCAGCGAUGGACUUUCCCGGAGGGAACACCAGAGGGGACUCCUACCCACCGUCUGCCAGUCCAUACACAGCAUGUCGACUCGCUGCGUAAACUGUGCCGUCAGAUGUGCGAGAGCGGUGGCGGCCGCAUCGAGGCUACCGUCACCUCGUCAGAGCCCAAGAUGGCCCUCUCCCAUGCAGCGACGUCACCACGGACUCGUCACCAACGUCUGUAUCUCGGGAGAAGCGGAUCUCGUACGGCAAAUGAAGACCAGGAUAUACAGGGAAAACGCCCCAUUUGUUUCUUGCGGAGCUUGACCAUUGAUGUCGAUGUCGACCUCCUCCUGCAGAAGGAGACCGAUUCAGUCCGCAAGAUCGUGCUCGAACACAUCGACAUAUUGGCGGGCUACACCGGAGCGGAUAUCUUCUUGCUUAGUCCCAAAAUUGUCGAUGCUGACAACGCUCUCAGCUCAUCUUACGGCUACUCUGCUGACGGCGGGUUGAAUCGACGAUUCAGAAUCGCCAUCUACAGUGACGCAGAGAGUGCUGAGCACGCCAAGUCAAGGGUUCUGAUCAUGAUCGAUCAAGUCCUUAAACGCCGUGUUGAUGCUGUAAGACUCGAAUUGAGUACCCACUUCCUUGUCUGUGGCCGCACACGCAAGAACGUUAAGAUGAUUGAAGCCACUACAAACACGGCUAUCUAUUUUCCACCGCCAUUCCCCCGUGUAUACGGCUACAUGCCUCCAGGUGCAACCAGACGCUGCGAGGACGAAGUGUACAUCACUGGAGAAAACCAAGAGGACAUCAACCUUGUUAAACAGAAACUACGCGAUCUAGUCGCUGUCCUCAAGAUCUACGUCAAAGAGGCCAUCAUCCACCCGGAAAAAGUCGACAGCAUUAUCCUCGAGCGCCUAGACAAGAUUCAGAAGGUCAUGGAGGCAAACGGGUGUUUCGUUCUGCUUCCCCAGCUAGGCAGCGGUGUUAGUUCUAUUCGUGUUCAGGGAACAGAUGUCCUACAUGUCGAGCGUACCAUCCGUGAGCUUAUGAAUGUCGCUGGCCAAUUUUACAGCGCUACCUGGUGGCUCAUGGCAGACAAUCCGCAAAUGAGGACACCAUCCCCAGCAGACAUCAGAACAAUGCUUUCGGACAUUUGUGCAAACUCUGGUGCGGACGUAACUUUCGACAAUCUAACAUUCCAUAUCCACGGCUCAGACGAUUCUGUCAAGGCUGCUAUGAUGGUCAUUCAUCAAAUUCCCUUCGUCAAGCGGUCCCCGCACCAGAUGAAAGUCAAGAUUGAGCUUGCCAACGAACACAAGGAGUUCGUGAGCGGAAAGAAGAAUGGCAAGAUUAACAAAAUCAUGAGCCAAAGAAACGUCCAGAUCAUCUUUGACGGCUUCAAUGAGUACAACUUCUAUAUUGAUGUUUGUGCCAACGAUUAUGAAGCCGUUAAACAAGGUCUCCACCUUGUCGAGCAAGAGAUGCCAGCAUCCAUCUCCUUCCAUGUUCCAGAUCAAUACCACAAGCGUAUUAUCGGUAUUGGUGGCCAACAUAUCCAGCGUGUCAUGAAGAAAUAUUCUGUCUUCGUCAAAUUUUCCAAUGCUAUGGACAGAGGCGGAGCUGGAAAAGAUGACGACGAUGGCCGAGUCGAGAACGUUAUCUGCCGUACCCCAGCUAGGAACGCACAGAAUCUCGAACUAGUCAAACAGGAAAUUAUGGACAUGGUUGAGAAAGUCGAUGCCGAGUUCGUCUCGGAGACCGUCGUCGUCAACCGUCUUUACCAUCGGAAUUUGGUUUCAAGGAUGAAGGAUCUUGAUGAGUUAGAGAAGAAAUGGAAUUGCAAGAUUGACUUUCCAAGCACAGAAACUGCCAGCGAUUUAGUUACUAUCUCUGGUCCAGAAUAUCAAGUGCCCCAGGCCGUUGAUGCGUUGUUGGGAAUGGUCCCGGUCAGCCAUUCUAUGGUUUUCGGCGUCUCCGAUCAACUUCGAUCAUUCUUCCUUACGCCCGAAUUCUCGGAAGUUAUAUGCCGAAAUCUACAAGAACAAUAUGAAAUUACUCUUUCCGUAGGAACAGCAACGAGUCAAGCCAUUAUUGACCCGGAGAACGCGGAGCCUCUUACCGAAGAUACUCUCGACAUGAACUUCACCCGUAACAAUGCUGGUGGUGUCAAAGACGCUGUUGAUUUCCUCAUUUCUCGCCUUGUUCCUCACGGUCUAGACGCCACGACCGUCAAGGGUAGCAUUCCCCGGCCUAAAUCCGAUUCUUUCGAGGACUCACUCCCAUUUUUUGAUUCCAAACUCCUCCAACAUGCUCCUCCCCCGCUUGUCACGGACUCUCCUAUUCGUGCUAACUUUGCCACUGACGACUCUGCGGACCGUGGCUCCAUCUUUGGACGUCUUCGAAAACCAGGCUCUAUCGCUUCCUUCUCCUCGCUCAUCGGCCGAAAGAAUCAAUCUUCAUCUCCCGGUUCACUGUUCAAGCAUGCCUCUAGCAAUGCUUCCAAGGCUUCUCUUGUCUCCAUGGAAUCUCGAGAUAGUGGCUACCGUAACCCUUGGAAUGACUCUGGUGUCAAUCUAGCAAAGGAAGAUCUACUCACUCCAUCCGGUAACGGUUGGCCCACUCGAUUUGACAAUAAGUUUCCCUUCGGGACAGGCUCUGGAUCCGUGUCUGCAGGCGAUAUGACACCAAGACAUGACUUACGUGCUUCCUUCGACAGUGGACGACCCAGCACUUCCAAUUCUUACUCUGCUCCUAUUGGUCCCCCUCGCUAA
This is a messenger RNA of Nannizzia gypsea CBS 118893, 3183 nucleotides long. RefSeq names its product KH domain-containing protein. NCBI's taxonomy places the organism in Eukaryota, Fungi, Ascomycota, Eurotiomycetes, Onygenales, Arthrodermataceae. Bases 1 to 3183 code for a protein of 1060 amino acids. Gene Ontology annotation, biological process: nuclear division. Gene Ontology annotation, molecular function: mRNA binding. The transcript is spliced from 7 exons. Gene Ontology annotation, cellular component: nucleus; cytoplasm. The record is from RefSeq and is a predicted model, not a curated record.